AUGAUGACUUUCUCUAGACAAACAAAAAUGCCUGCAAGGAAAUCCUUCGCCUCUUUCGGCAUCUCCAGAAAGCAGAAACUCCAAAGAGGCCCCAGACUUCAUCCGGGGGGCCCCCUGGGGGGCCCCCCUACCGUGGGGGGCCCCUUCGGGGGCCCCCGUACCGUGGGGGGCCCCUUUACGAUGGGGGGCCCCCCCAGGGGCCCCCUCAGGGGCCCCCCCAGAGGCCUCCCCGGGGGCCCCCCCAGGGGCCUCCUCGGGGGCCCCCCCGGGGGCCCCCCCGGGGGCCCCCCCGGGGGCCCCCUCUGGGGGCCCCCCGGGGUGGGGGGCCCCAGUAGGGGGCCCCUCUUCUCCCUCGGAAAAGGCACUGGGCCUCCUUUUGCUGCUGCUGUCUGCUGCAGCACGGGGGGCCUUGGGGGUUUCCUCAUCUGCAGUGUACAUACACCCGAACACGCACACUGGCGUUGCGCUGCUGCAGCAGCAAAAGGCCACAUACCAGCUGCUGCAGCUGCUGCUGCUGCUGCUGCUGCAGCUCCUGCUGCUGCUGCUGCUGCUGCUGAAGCAGUUUAUUUGUUUUUGAAACUAACCUGA
Eimeria necatrix is the source of this 588-nucleotide messenger RNA. RefSeq lists its product as hypothetical. The record is from RefSeq and is a predicted model, not a curated record. NCBI's taxonomy places the organism in Eukaryota, Apicomplexa, Conoidasida, Eucoccidiorida, Eimeriidae.